Molecule: messenger RNA, 1986 nt
Organism: Ruditapes philippinarum (Manila clam)
Lineage: Eukaryota; Metazoa; Mollusca; Bivalvia; Venerida; Veneridae
Product: GTP-binding protein 8-like
Exons: 8
Coding region: 39-1226 (395 amino acids)
Cellular component (GO): mitochondrion
Molecular function (GO): GTP binding
Source: RefSeq, a predicted model, not a curated record
GACCCUUACUGUAUUGAGUUUUUGAUGCUUUAUGAAGUAUGAAGCUGUUACAGAAAGGCUGUGUUGUAUUGCAACAAAACACAAUUUGUUACACCAUUGAAUGCCUUGGUAAUUCAAGGGCAAUAACUGGGAGGACUACAGUGCUCAAUCAAGGGAGCUCAUUGUGGAAGAAAUGUUAUACUGUUCUAUGCAAAGACAGAACUUCAGCUAAAGAAAAAUGUUCAAUGUACUCACAUUUACAAAGACAAACUCAAGAUUUGUCCAAGUUAUUUUCUUUCCAUCACACACAUGCAAAUAAGUCUCUUGUAUUCAAAAGGAAAGUUAAUUGUAAGAUUACAAGAUUAAAAGAAUGGAAUGGAAUUUUAAAUGUAACCUCAUAUCGUAAGCAAUGCUUAAGACAUUGUUCCUCGAAUUUGCUUACCAGUGGUAAAAGUUUUGUAUUGCAUCAUGUCACACAACGAGGGAUGAAAACUGGACCUGAUCAAGCAGGUCUGAAGGAUGAUGAAAUUCUGAACCCACUUGAUAGACUUCAAAAAUUUGUUUCUGUUCCAUUACUUCCUAGUGAGAAGCAUAUAUUUAAGCCAUCAAAACGGGAAGUUGUUCAAGCCCAGAAGAUGUACGUACAGAGUCCCAACAACAAUAUUCAGUUUUUGAAGUCAGCUUUGUUUGAGGACCAGUUGCCAGAUUAUGAUUUACCAGAGGUGGCAUUUAUUGGCAGAAGUAAUGUAGGAAAAUCAUCAUUGAUUUCAAUGCUACUCAAUCAAUCUGAUGCCUUUGUUAGAAUUUCCAAAAGCCCAGGUCACACAAAGCUAUUAAACUUUUUCCAGGUAGGGAAGAAGUUUACACUAGUUGAUAUGCCUGGUUACGGCUACAAUAUGCCACAUCAUUAUGCUGACUCGGUUGAAAGCUUCCUUAACUCAAGGAAAAAAUUGAGUCGUACAUUUAUCUUGAUAGAUAGUGUUGUAGGUGUGACAGAAAAUGAUGUGAUAGGACUGAAUAUGCUGGAAGACUUCUCUAUACCUUAUGUUAUUGUAUUGACUAAGAUUGACAAAAAUAAACCAUCUACAUUAUUGAAGAGUUUUAUGACAGUUCUACGAUAUAGAGACAAAACACAGCACUGUUUUCCACAGCCUUUCUUGGUGAGUUCAGUAACAGGAGAAGGUAUACCUUUACUUAAGGCUUUCAUAGCAUAUGUGACAGGAAAUUUAAAGGUGAAAGGUCUCUGACAGGAAAACUACUGGUACUCUACUUAUAGUACAACAACUAAGUGUUAAGAAAUAUUAAAAGAAAUGAAUAAAGGGGGAUUUAAAAUAGUUUACUAUAGAAGUAUGCAAUACAUUGCUGAACAUUUGAAAGAUUGAAUAAAGUGAAGAGUUUGUUUAAUAGUUACACAAAACCCACCUUUGAUGAUAGUUCUAAGAACUGUGUGAUGAUAUAGUUUUAACAACUGGAGGAUAAAUUUAAUGUAAACAGUAUAUAGAACACUUUACAAAUAUAUAUGUUUGCAGAUAUCGUUAUUACACUCCAUUAUGCCAUAGUAACAUACUGUGUUUUAAUAUAUGUGUGGCAGAUAUUGCUAAGUUAGAACAGUGGACUUCCCACAUCAGGAAAAGAGUGAAAUAUGAUACAUUGAAAAUCAAGUUCAUUGUAAGCAAUAUGCAAUUACCUUGUGUCCAGCUCCAGCCAAUGUGUCCAGCUCUUAGCAGGAGAUAUAAUAAUACUAAUUUGCUAAAGGGUAAAGGCUUGUUGGCAUAAUUGGCAAUGUUUAUAAAUGCACAAGCUUAGCUUUUCUGUAAAGCAUGUUUUAUUUGAGGAAUAAUCAUUGACAAUAUUUUUGGACAAAAUUCUGCUCCCAUUUUGUUUGUAUUAUGUGCUUAUAUUUUAUAUACAGUUAAGUGAAAGGCAAGUAAAAUAUCCACACUUUAUUUUCUUUCUUUCUUUGUGUUUUUAAUCAGCCAUUGUUAAUUGUAAUCACAUUACAUUUGA